Scedosporium apiospermum is the source of this 975-nucleotide messenger RNA. Its product is annotated as putative isoflavone reductase family protein. The record is from RefSeq and is a predicted model, not a curated record. Bases 1 to 975 code for a protein of 324 amino acids. The transcript has 4 exons. NCBI's taxonomy places the organism in Eukaryota, Fungi, Ascomycota, Sordariomycetes, Microascales, Microascaceae. Gene Ontology annotation, molecular function: oxidoreductase activity.
AUGUCCACGUUAAAAGUGGCCAUUGUUGGUGCGACUGGUCAUACCGGCGCCAGCGUCGUGGAUGGUUUGCUGGCGUCUGAGACACACUUCCCAAAGGAAAUCACCGCGCUGUCUCGAGAGUCUUCGAUUAAUAAUGCCGCCAAUCAAUCUCUUCGGGAGCGCGGUGUCCACGUGGUUCCGGUAGACUUGACCGGACCACAGCAGAGCCUUGUUGACAUCUUGACUGGCAUUGAUAUUGUCAUCUCUUGCAUUGUUGCAUUUUCUCUUCAGCAACAGAUUCCCCUCGCCGAAGCUGCCAAGAAAGCGGGCGUGAAGCGCUUUGUCCCCUGCAACUUCGGAACUCCGGCGCCGAGAGGGAUCAUGUGGCUCGAUGACCAGAAAUACGAGGUUCUUGACGCCAUUCAAAGAAUUUACUUGCCGUAUACUGUAAUCGACGUUGGUUGGUGGUCGGAGCAGAUAACUCCCGCCUUGCCCUCGGGGAAAACCAACCAUGCGCUUCUCCAGAAUGAAGGUAGCAGGGUUAUUCCCGGGGAUGGGAAUGUACCUGUGGCCUUCACGUCACUUCCCGACAUCGGAAUUUACGUCGCCAAGAUCAUCGCUGAUCCUAGGACCCUUAACAAGAAGGUCCUGGCAUGUACCGACGUCCUGACAAUGAAUCAAGCUUAUGAUAUCAUGGAUGAACUCAGUGGCGAGAAGACUGUCAGACAAUACCGGACUGCCGAAGCCCUUGAGGGUAUUCUAGAUGAGGUCCAGGAAUCUCUGAGUCGCAACCCCGAGGACCGCAAUGCCUUCAUAGCGAAGGUUGUCAACGAAUACUAUUACUCGUGGGGUGUCCGAGGCGACAACCAGCCAAAGUCUGCGGAAUAUCUUGGCUACCUGAAUUUCAAAGAACUGUACCCCGAAGUCUCUGGACGAACAUUGAAAACGGUUUUUACGGAUAUUUUGCAGGGAAAAUCCCCUGGAAUCCAUUAUUAG